AUGCAAAAGAGCCUUUCUGCGCUAACGUACAAAAUCAAAACCGGGCUCGCGGCCCGCUAUGACUUGGUGCACCUCAAGCGAUGGGCCUUUAUGAUAGCGCUCUUGAGCUGUCUUUCGCUGGGCUCCAUCAUGCUAUUUUCGCUUUUUCUGCUGGCGCUUCACCACGCGGUGGGCCUCACGUAUACGCAGAUCAACCUCAUAGUGUCUUUUUCCGCCGUGGGCAUGUACUUGUGCUUGCCCGUGUUGGGAUAUUUGGCCGACUGCUACGGCCCGGCGCUCUUGUCGAUCAUCUCGAUAUGGGCGUUUUGCCCCGCGUACUUCGUGAAUGCCGCGGUUGUCCGGGCACUGGAAAACAGCCCCAGCGCCGCGGCCGACUUGUCCCGGGGCAGCGUGUUUGCCAUGGCCGCUAGCUUCUGUUUCAUUGGGCUUGCCACCAGCUCGCUCUACUUCUCCAGUUUGCUCACGUGUGCCAAGAUCUACCCGGACCACAAGGGCUUGGCCAUCUCCUUGCCCGUGAGCUGCUACGGCGUGCUGUCGCUUCUCGGCUCGCAGAUCUUGAAGCUCGACUACUUCCACGCAUCGCGCGACAUCUUGGACUUGUACAAGGUGUUCAUGUUCUUCUCCGUGCUUUACUUUUUCGUCGGGAUCUUGAACCUCGUGUCCAACCUGAUCGUGUCCAUUGAGCAGGACGUCAUUUUCAACGACUCCGAGCCGCUCCUAUCGGCCAUGGAGCUGGGCCCCGAGCCUGCGUUGACCCCGCAGUGUUCGGCCGUGGAACCGCCGCAUCACCGCGAGAGAUACGCCAGCUUUUUGCGCGACAAGUCCGCCUGGAUUCUCCUUGUGGCGCUCUUCUUUUCCAUCGGGCCCUUGGAGUGCUUCCAGAACAACUUGGGGCUGAUCAUCGAGGCCACGGCGGGCCCGUCCGUGCAGUUGUCGGACCAGGUCCUGGUCAUUGCCGCGCUGUCGACUGCCAUCCGGCUUUUUGUUGGGGUGAUGAUCGACUGGGUGUCGAGCGAAAAACGCAGGUACCCGGUGUGUAAGGUGUGGUUUUUGCUAGCGCUCAUGGCCGUGGGGAUCGCCGGGCAGAUCAUGCCCAUCUUUUCCAGCCGGUUCAGCGUCAUUGCGCUGUUGAACGGGAUCUGCUACGGGGGGCUAUUCACGGCGUUCCCCACCGUGGUGGCGUCCAUCUGGGGCGUUGAUUUGAUGGGCUCCACCUGGGGCUCUUUCAUGGUGGCGCCUGCAUUUGGCAGCAUCACGUUUUCGCUAUUGCAUGGCUACAGCAUGGAUCUUUGCGCGUCGGACAGCGGGGCGCUCGGGUGUCUCGACCGGUAUUUCAAGCUCACGGCCUCCUGUUUCUGCAUUGGCAUGGUGCUUAUUGCGGUUGUUUGGAGGGGCUUUUGGUGGAGAAGAGGCAUGAAAUGUUUUUAG
This is a messenger RNA of Metschnikowia bicuspidata var. bicuspidata NRRL YB-4993, 1428 nucleotides long. RefSeq lists its product as uncharacterized. NCBI's taxonomy places the organism in Eukaryota, Fungi, Ascomycota, Pichiomycetes, Serinales, Metschnikowiaceae. Gene Ontology annotation, biological process: transmembrane transport. The record is from RefSeq and is a predicted model, not a curated record. Gene Ontology annotation, molecular function: transmembrane transporter activity. Gene Ontology annotation, cellular component: membrane. The coding region runs from base 1 to 1428 and encodes 475 amino acids. The transcript has a single exon.